Molecule: messenger RNA, 4219 nt
Organism: Cornus florida
Lineage: Eukaryota; Viridiplantae; Streptophyta; Magnoliopsida; Cornales; Cornaceae
Product: pentatricopeptide repeat-containing protein At1g28690, mitochondrial-like
Exons: 3
Coding region: 144-2039 (631 amino acids)
Biological process (GO): RNA modification
Molecular function (GO): protein binding; RNA binding
Source: RefSeq, a predicted model, not a curated record
UUUUGAAGUAGAUUCACCUGUCCACUAUGUACAACCAUUUAAAGCAGUAACUCCUCUCCCACAAUCAGUCUUCUAAGAACAGAAACACAAUCUCAGCGUCUUUGCAAAAUCAGUGGCAAAACUCAACGCUUUCGUCUUGAUUAAUGAUCUUCUUCUCUGCAUGUAAAGGAUUUGUUUCUGGCCCUUUAACCUCUCGUUAUUACACUUCUGCCACCAAGCUCGACCCCCCUUUCUCUCUCCUCCAACUUCUCCAACUCUCAAUCGACAAUCAAUCUCUGAAACUCACCCAACAAUCCCAUGCUCUAGUCUAUCAUCAUGGGUCCGAUCAAAAUCCUUUCAUUGUGACGAAACUCAUCUCGGCAUACUCUGUAUGCAAAAACCCAGUUGACUCGCGACUCGUUUUCGACUAUGUUGGUAUCAAGAAUGUGUAUCUAUGGAACACACUGAUUAAUGGGUAUGCGAAGAAUUGUUUGUACAAUGAAAGCUUUGAUCUUUUCAACCAAAUGUGCCGAAGUGAGGACUUGCCCGAUGACUUUACGCUUUCGACGCUUUCAAAAGUCUCCGGUGAGAUUGGGGACUUGCGAGUUGGGAAAGCGAUUCAUAACAAGUGUAUACGAAUUGGGGUUGUGUCAGACACUGUAGUUGCUAAUUCCCUUAUGUCAAUGUACGGUAAAUGUGAGGAUUUUGGUGGGUCUCGCCAGUUGUUCGAUGAAAUGCCGCAAAGAAAUGUCUCUUCUUGGAAUGUUAUAAUAGCGGGUUAUGCGGUUUUACAGGAUCAUAAUUUUGAUGAGGAAAUGUGGAAGUUUGUUAAAUGUAUGGAGGUUGAAGGAAUGCGACCGGAUGCUUUCACCGUUUCUAGUCUUCUUCCUUUGUGUGGUGCCAAUAAUGGGAAAUGGUAUUAUGGUAGAGAGCUUCAUUGUUAUAUUGUGAAGAAUGAACUGGCUUUGAGUUUGGGUUCAGAUGUUCACUUGGGUUGUUGUUUGAUCGAUAUGUAUUCGAGAAAUGAUAAAGCCAAUGUAGGUAGAAUGGUUUUUGACCGGAUGAAGUGUAGGAAUGUUUUCGCCUGGACAGCGAUGUUCAAUGGUUAUGUACAGAGUGGUGCUUCAGAUGAAGCUUUGGUUCUUUUUCGAGAAAUGCAAGUGAGAGAUGGAAUAGAGCCCAAUAGGGUUUCGCUUGUUAGCAUUCUCCCUGCUUGUAGCUCACUUGCUGGUUUAAUGGGUGGGAAACAAAUCCAUGGGUUUGCCAUUAGAAAGGAAUUGAAUCAUGAAAUUACUUUAUGCAAUGCACUGAUUGAUAUGUAUUCCAAGUGUGGGAGCUUGAAAUGUGCAAGACGAGUCUUCAAUGACGAUUCUAUUUGUAAAGAUGCAAUCUCUUGGAGUUCAAUGAUUUCUGGAUACGGAUUACAUGGGGAGGGUCAGGAAGCCAUUGUUCUUUUUGAUAAGAUGCUUCAACUUGGGAUAAAACCAGAUAUGAUUACAAUAGUAGGGGUCCUUUCUGCUUGUGGCAGGUCAGGAUUGGUAAAUGAAGGCCUUAAUAUCUAUAGCUCAGUUGUAAAUGAUUAUGGGAUUAAGCCUACACUAGAGAUAUGUGCAUGUGUGGUAGAUAUGUUGGGUCGAUCAGGCCAGCUUGAUCGUGCAUUGGAAUUCAUCAAGACAAUGCCCUUGCAACCUGGUCCUAGUGUUUGGGGUGCUCUUGUUAGUGCUUCCUUACUUCAUGGGAACUCUGAGAUGCAAGAUUUGGCUUAUAGGUUCCUUAUUCAGAUAGAACCUGAAAACCCCUCAAAUUAUGUUUCAUUAUCAAAUUUAUAUGCCUCUUCCCGGAGGUGGGAUGUUGUGGCCGAGGUGAGAACAAUGAUGAAAGAUAGAGGAUUGAGGAAGUUGCCUGGGUGCAGUUGGAUUAACAUUAAUAGCAAAACCCAUAGCUUCUGUGUUGCUGAUAAAGGACAUCCUUGUUCUGAUAUAAUUUAUAAAAUGCUAGAUGAACUCGUUUUGGCAAUGAAGGGAACGGGUUCUUCUUCUGAUUUUGAAUAUUUGACAUAGUCAUAUGACACCAAUGGGUUAGUGAUCUGUCUUGUACAAUUGUGUGGUGCUGCAACAAACAGAGAGCAAACUGAUGAUAGGAGCUCUUUUCCCAUCUGUCAUUUUGGGAUCUGUCAACUGUGUGGUGAAAUGUAUUUUUGCUCAGGUGAAUAGGUGAAUCAUGAAUGCCUUUUCUUUUCCCUGAAAAUUGGCAAUCUUUUCAGUCUUUCUACCUUCAGCCUUGUUUCUGCGCUUCAUGCUUUUAUAUUUUCCAAUGAGGAUUUGUGUCCCAAACUUUAAAGGGUGGGGAUCAGGUCACAAGAGAAAGGCUGUUAAGAAGAUGUCCAUCACCUGUGAGGACAAGAAGGGUUAGGACAAAGGGUUACUGCUAGAGGUCAAAUUAAUAUUUUGGAUCAAGGCAGCAUCUUGCUCUCGUGAAGCAAUAACAUCCAGUUGAUCCUAGAUGUCCAGCGGACUGUCAUAUGCUGGACUCCAGUUUUACUUUGUCCAAUAUGAACUUUUUACUUUGGCUUAGCAAUCUUUUGUUACAGUUAGUUUAGUGAUUGAAUAAACUGUAGUACUUUUUAACAUAAUGUGUUCGUUAAUUCCUUCUAAUCUGGUUUUGCAACUCCUAUUUAAUGUUGUUCUCACACACUCCGAAAAACAGAGCUACUUGUUUACACAACCAUAUCUAAACUACAUCUAAACAACAUAUGAUACAGUCAUGACUCGCCAUUUAAUUAUAGAACUCCCUCUUUUGGACUGCAUUAGUUUGAUUGCAACAUAUAUUGAACUUUGUCUUUGUUUCAUUGUCCAUUGCCUAUGCACAGAUAGGAAAUGUCUGUUCCAGGGACCCCUAACUUUAAAUCCUUUCCAGAUGCAGGUAACUGGCUACAUACAAAUGGAACGAGAUCACUAGCAGCAACUGGAAAACUUAUGGCUUUCUUCUUCAGGAGGCAUGUGGGAAAGGAAACUUCCCGAAGUGUAGUCCUUUUUUUAUUUCCCGAAAGUUCAAGCAAACGCGCACACACCCACAAUAUUGUCCUUAGCAUGGCUUGAACUCUCAACCUCUCCUUUAGGGGGGAGAGAUCAUAUCAACCAAGCUAAUGCCCAUUGGUAUCACAAGUGUAAUCCUUCGUUGUUAAGAUCAGGUAGGUAAAAUAGUUUGGUUUCUCUGUGUGAGAAGCUUCUAAAACCUAGAUUCUUAAAUUUUUUUUUAGUAAAGCAAAUUGCUUAUCUGUAGUAUACCUAACUUUCCUCUCCUUCUAGAAGUUUACAGGACCAUACAGAUUGUGAAAUCCAAGGCAUACUUGAUUAUUCAAAAUUUUGAAGUAAGAAACAUUUGGAAUACAUUAAAUUAUUAGACUUAUUCACCUCUGCAUCGCAUUGGUUUUCGACUAGUUUGUGGUUUCUAAUUGUGAUGUUAUUUGGUGUUGAAUUUCAUUUUAUAAUACUAUUUUGAAUCAGUAGAAUUAGGAGUCAAAUCUGGAUCUUAUGGUUCUUGCAACUUAUAGGAUUAACUUUAAUAAUUUUUAUUGAAUACCAGAUUUUAAGAGAGUUCAAUUAAAAGAGUCCACUGAAAUUUCUUUGGGUUUGUCAAAAAAAUAAAAAAUAAAAAAAAUUCAAAACUUGAGAAUUAAGAAACUUCACGAACAGUUGCAGAACCUUCCUUUGAUGCAGACAUCAACGGCUGCAAAUUCAUAGUUUAAUUCCUCUUCAUUGCAUGGCCGUCCAGCCUCCAGCAUGAAUUUCACAUGCAGUUGGUGAGAAACAGGAAGGUAUGAGUAUGACAUUCUUUGGUCAUUACCAUAAAGUCAUCAAAAAUUUAGGUCAAAGUGGAAAGUAUUCGAGUUUGAUGGUUGUGAUUACCCAAUUGACUGAUAGAAGAGUAUUGGGACCCAGAUCGUAGAAAGAGCCACUAGAAGAACACAAACAGAUGUCCAAAUGUAGCUGGUGACCGUAGGAGAAAAGCCUAUUCAAUUGAAAUACGCGUUUGGGAACAUCGGCACAAAAAUUCCAACCCACCAGUUUUUGUGGCUCGUAAUGCAUCUCACACUCACACAGUCACACACUACCGUCCUAUAAAAGGCCACCAACGGCUCUCAACUUUACACAACAAAACAUCAUACCUUCACAAACAAAUAUCUCUCUCACACAUACAAACACACAUACACAUACCAUAGUAUAAAAGGACACCAAAG